AUGCCUUACCAGAAGCAGGCACUGAUCAACCUGAGGAAGGAGAGCCCUCGGGUUGUGGAAGUUUUAAGCAAGCUGGAAGAACACCCUUGUUGUAACCGCCUGCCCCUGGAGUCGUUCCUGUGCCUGCCUUUCCAGAGGAUCUCACGCCUCAAGAUUCUCAUGGAGAUGGUGCUAAAGAGGACAGGCUUGGGCUCGGACCUUCGAGUUUCAGCAGAGGGAGCAGUGAGGGAGGUCUCCAAGGUGUUGGAAGCAUGCAAUAGAGAAGUGGGCAAAAUGAAACAGAUGGAAGAGUUGGUGCACAUUGCCAACAAAACAGCCUUUCAGUGCAAGUCUCUACCUCUGGUAUCAUCAUCACGCUGGCUGGUUAAGGAGGGGGAUAUGGUUCAGCUCUCUUUGAAUGAGAACAUUUUUAGCCAGAAGAGAAUAUCUUCUGUACAUUUGUUUCUCUUCAAUGAUCUUCUACUGGUGACCACAAAGAAAGGAUCAGACAGGUACGUGGUGUGUGAUCAUGCCCACCGUUCCCUGAUCGAAGUAAGCGAGGGUGCUGAGCUAGAGCAGGACCUGGACGGAUGUGAUCUGAACCUCAUCUUUCAACUGGCUCUUGUAAAGAACCACAGAGGGGCCACGUCCCAUUUCUUGCUACAAUCCUCUACCCAAGCAGAGAGAGAUGCCUGGCUAGAGUUGCUGAGUACUCAGAGGAGUGCAGACGAAGGAGUGUAUGAAGAGUGGGAUUGCCCUCAGGCGCGGUGUGUUGAAGUGUACCAUGGAAACCAGCCAGGAGAGCUCAGUCUAGAGCGAGAAGACAUAGUCAGCAUCUUCCACAAAACAAAUGAUGGGUACAUGGAGGGCCGACGACUUCAUGACGGGCAGAUCGGCCGGUUCCCCGCCGCGUGCGUGGUGGAGAUCUCCAGCGAGCAUGUGCAGAGACGACACUUGCGUGAGCGCUACCACGUCCUCCAGACAGCCGCGCGCAUGCUGAAAUGGCACAUUCGCCAGGACUGCCACACCACCAACUGCUUCCGAUAG
Messenger RNA from Electrophorus electricus (electric eel), 1026 nucleotides. Its product is annotated as ephexin-1. Gene Ontology annotation, biological process: activation of GTPase activity. The record is from RefSeq and is a predicted model, not a curated record. Gene Ontology annotation, molecular function: protein binding; guanyl-nucleotide exchange factor activity. NCBI's taxonomy places the organism in Eukaryota, Metazoa, Chordata, Actinopteri, Gymnotiformes, Gymnotidae.